Molecule: messenger RNA, 744 nt
Organism: Ambispora leptoticha
Lineage: Eukaryota; Fungi; Glomeromycota; Glomeromycetes; Archaeosporales; Ambisporaceae
Source: the annotation of a GenBank genome assembly
AUGGAAAUUCUCCAAGAGUUAAACGAACAACAAAAAAAAGCGGUCUAUGAAGAACAUCCGCGAAUAUGUGUGAUUGCUGGACCAGGAUCUUUUAAAUUUAUUCAACGGGAAGAAAUUAAAGACGUGUUAGCGCUCCUAAAAGGUAUUAUCUACCAAGACAACGUUUCUUUAUUAAGAGUGUUAGGUCUUCAAGAAAAAAUUGGUGCUCGAACUGUUGAAAAAAUCGAACAGAACAGCGAAAAAGAAGGAAUUAGUAUCUAUAAUUAUCUUAACAAUUUCGCUACGAUUACUAAUUUAACCCAGGAUAAGUUAGCUGCUGGACAAGUAGAAAGAAUUGGCCUAGUUAUUCUCAAAAUUAACAAAGAAAAAAAUGUCCAACAAUUUAUUAAUAUUGCUCAAAAUUGGGAGAAAAAAAGAAGAAAAGAAUAUCCUAAUUUAGGAGAAUUACUUAAUAAUUUUUUACAAUGGAUAAUAAUUGCUUUUGAGGACAAGAAAUUGAUUAAGACUCGGAAUAAUUUAAUUCUUUCUUCGGUUCAUCAAGCCAAAGGUUUAGAGUUUGAAGUAGUAUUUUUUGUCUAUUUAGAUCAGGGUACUUUACCUUAUAAAGAAACCCAAGACCUACUAGAAGAAAAGCGCUUAUUUUAUGUGGGAAUUACCCGAGCUAAAAGACGGUUAUAUUUGUUAAGUAGCAAAGAUUUAUAUUCGCCUUUCUUAGAUGAGUUAGAACAUUCUUUUUUGAAUAAA